This is a messenger RNA of Crotalus tigris (Tiger rattlesnake), 2094 nucleotides long. Its product is annotated as vomeronasal type-2 receptor 26-like. The coding region runs from base 1 to 2094 and encodes 697 amino acids. Gene Ontology annotation, molecular function: G protein-coupled receptor activity. The record is from RefSeq and is a predicted model, not a curated record. NCBI's taxonomy places the organism in Eukaryota, Metazoa, Chordata, Lepidosauria, Squamata, Viperidae. The transcript has 6 exons. Gene Ontology annotation, cellular component: membrane. Gene Ontology annotation, biological process: G protein-coupled receptor signaling pathway.
AUGGUCAAAUGUCAAUUGAAUGUGUUAGAAGAGGAAAAAUACAUGUUAAAUUAUUACAAUCCAGGAGACUUUCUGAUUAGUGGAAUGAUAUCUACAUCUAGUACUGUAGUUCAGCCAUAUAGUUUCAUCAUGCCUCCCACCAAUAGUUUUGUAAGUGAGCAUCGGACCUGGUGGCACGUCCUGCCCUUCUUCUUUGCCAUUCGUGAGAUCAAUCGGAAUCCAAGGCUGUUACCGAAUAUCACUCUGGGCUACAACAUCUAUGAUAACUUUUUCAAUGGAAGAAUGACAUAUGAGUCCAUGCUGGAUUUUCUUUCUACAGGGAAUGAGACUAUCCCAAAUUACAGAUGUGGAAGGCAAAAACAUAUUUUGGCUGUGCUUGAAGGGACUGAUUCUAUGCUCUUUAAUCAUGUUUCAACUAUGCUGGGCAUUUACAAAAUCCCACAGAUCAACUAUGGAGUCAUCAGCCACAUUCCUGAGCAGAAACAUCAUUUCCCUUUUUUCUACCGGUUGAGUCCAAAACAAGAACCUCCACACUUGGCAAUUGUCAAGUUGCUCCUGUGUUUCCGAUGGACGUGGAUUGGCCUCUUUGUCCCAGACAAUGAAAACGGGGAAAAGUUCAGAAAUUCCUUUGUGACUGCAGUCAUAAAGAAAGGGGUUUGUGUUGCUUUCUCAGAAAACAUCCCACAGAAUGAUGAAGAGGAACAAAUGAGGAAACUUCUUCAUUUUAUCCCUAAGGAAGUAAAAGUUAUUGUAUGUCAUUUGGAUUUAAAAUCUGCGAUAAUCCUAACCUCAGCAAUAUCAAAAUUUGAGCAGAAUCAAAAAGGGUUUGGGAGGAAAGUGUGGAUUGCCACCGUUUUGAGUGACAGAAGCCUUUACAAUCUUUCUGUGGAUGGUGUUUAUUUGGAUGAAAAUGGAAUUCCUAUUGCUGAAUUUGAUAUUAUGAACUGGGCAGUAUUUCCUAACAAGUCCUCUGCUGGAGUGAAGAUUGGAAAUACAGAAAGAGAUGCAUCUUUGGAAGUCAAGCUCUCCAUUGAUCACAAUGCCAUCAUAUGGCCAACGACAUUUAACCAGGUGCCAAUUUCUAGGUGUACUCCAAGUUGUCUCCCAGGGUACAAUAAACUGCUGAGAGAGGGAGCACCAGUUUGCUGUUAUGACUGUUCUCCCUGUUUGGAAGGAACAAUCUCCACAAAGGAAGAUGUGGUUCAUUGUGAAAAGUGUCCAGAUAAUCAGCAUUCCAAUAACAAGCGAGAUAAAUGUGUCCCCAAAGUUACAACUUUCCUGUCCUAUAAAGAAAUAUUGGGUCUCAUGCUGGCUCUCCUUGCCAUUGCUUUAUCUGUGACUACAGCCUUUGUUCUGGGAAUCUUCAUUCAAUACCGAGAAACACCCAUAGUCAAAGCCAAUAAUCGGGACCUCACCUACAUUCUUUUGAUUGCCCUCAUGCUUUCCUUCUUGACCACCCUUCUAUUCAUUGGCCGCCCCAAGAAAGUGACCUGCCUUCUUCAACAAAUCUCCUUCAGUAUAGUUUUCUCAAUUGCCAUAUCUUGCUUGCUAGCUAAGACCAUUGUGGUGGUUGUGGCUUUUCUAGCCACAAAGCCAGGCAGUAGAAUGAAGAAAUGGCUGGGGAAAACUCUGGCCAACUCCAUUGUCUUGUUUUGCUCUGGGGUUCAGGUAGGCAUCUGCUUUAUAUGGCUGGGAAACUCUCCCCCAUUUCCAGAUUCUGAUCUACAUUCCCAACCAGGACAGAUCCUGCUGCAAUGCAAUGUAGGUUCAGUCACCAUGUUCUAUUCUGCCCUUGGCUAUUUGGGCUUUCUGGCUGCCAUUUGCUUUAUUGCAGCUUUCCUUGCCCGAAAGGUGCCAGGGACCUUCAAUGAAGCCAAGCUGAUCACCUUCAGCAUGUUGAUUUUCUGCAGUGUUUGGGUCUCCUUUGUCCCCACUUACUUGAGCACCAAAGGGAAAUACAUGGUAGCUGUGCAGAUCUUUUCCAUUCUAGCCUCUAGUAUGGGCUUACUGGGCUGCAUCUUUGUCCCAAAAUGCUAUAUCAUUAUUCUUAGCCCUGAUCUAAACAUGAAGGCACAUCUGGUGAUGAAAACCUAG